UAUAUAUGCAAUGAAGAAUCGACAAAAUCAAUUCCUAAACAAACUAAUACUUUCAUGAAGUAAAAGUCAGUAAUGACAAGUGAAGUGCCAUAUUGCGACUUACUAAAAUUCAAGAACAUGCCUUAAAUUUUCAAUGCAAUAGUAAUUAAAACUUCUUUAAAAACGAAAAAUAAAACUGGAUUCAAAGCAUUCGAAAAUAAAUCAAAGCAGUUAACAUGGAGGAGAGUAACACAAAAGUUCAAUCAUUAAACAACCCUCCACAAACGAAUCGUGAAAUAAUUUAUGAAUUACAAAAUAAAUUAUGUGAAAUUCUCUCAGAUAGAGAUUUUGAUUUGUUUAUGAAAGAUGAACAUAAAGAAUUAUACAAAACAGUUGGUUAUGCUCUAUUCGGACCUCCAUCCAUUUUAAAUGAAAGCGAAACAGAUGCGGGCUACACAAAAAAACAACAAGAAAAAAUUGAUCCAAUAUACCAAGCCAUUCUUAAAUAUGGUUCGUAUGACCGUUUACCUGGUGUAAUUUAUAUGGCAACAAUAUUCGUUUUUGGAGAAAAAUUAAAUUCAAAAAAUGGAGAUGUUUUUCAAGUACCAGUAUUCAGAAUUCGUAAAUGUCAUAAGAAACUUCCUGAAUAUGAUUGCUAUUUGCAAUUGUGCGAUGCAAAAGCAUAUGGACAGUAUAUCGUUGAAAAGACUGUAAAUUAUUGUACAGUUUUCAUUGAUGAUGACGCAAGAGUCUAUGAAUCUUGGCAACAAUAUUUAGAAAAUAAUACUCUCCCAAAAUGUAAAAUGUAUGUACCAACGGAUGGGAAGUAUCAAGCUAGGAUUCUAGACGAAAAAAAACAGGAAAUGGAAGUUAUGCUGGAUAUUAAAUUAUCACCAUCAUGUACCUUAUUACAAAGAGCUGCAAAUACGGCAGAUAUUGUUGGGACUGUAGGUGGUAUUGGAAGUAUGGCUAUUUGUGGCGCUGCUGCAAUUCCAGCUGUAGCUGUAGCUCCAGUCGUGUUAGGAGGUGCAGCAGUUGUGGCUACUGCAACUGGAGUAUAUAGUGCAUGUAGAGCGGUAGCUGGGCUUUACAAUCGAAAAAAACACAAACAAACUGUAGGAUUAAAAAAUGCUGAAGCGAGAGGCCACUGGUUGAAUGUUGGCGGUGGCAUUGCAGCAGGUACCGCAGCCGGGGCUAGCCAACUAAUUAGCAGAACAGUUAGCAGUGGAGCAACCGUUGGAAUGGGUACAAGGGCAUUCUUCAAUAUUGCAACCGGUGCAAAUUUAAUCGUUAAUGGAUCAGCGGUUGUUAAUUCAUUGUACGUAUUCAAAGUCAAGCACGAUAAUAACGAACGGAUUAGUAAUUUGGAGAUCAUCCAAUUCACGACUUCCAUGUUAUUUUUUGCACAUGCAGCGUGGAAUGUUCGAACUGCAAAUACUUUCAUUAAUGAAACACAAGCUAAUGUAUUAAUGGAAUAUGAAGCUAAUUUAAGUAGUAAAAAUAAAAGAAGUAUGUUCAAUAAAGCCUUAUUGGAAUCAGAAAGAACCAAAGGAACACAAGCAGGCAGAGCUGAAAUGAUACGCGGACUAAAAACUAUCACAAAUCAUGAUGAAUUUUUUGGAACUUUAGUUCGAAAUAAUAAAAUGUUUAAUGAAAACAAUGCACGAUUUACCGUUAGCCCAGAUGGCAAAAUACAAGUAAACACAAAUAUGCUUAUUGAUUCAUCUGAAUUUGCAACAAUGUCGGUUGCAUCAAAACAGAAUUUAUUUGCAAAUUUGCCAGAAAAUCCAGUAAACGCACCAAAUGUUGUCCGCACAACAAAUCCUCAAUCGAAUGUCAUAAAUUCAUCACAAUUUCGAAAUGAGUUACUUCAAUUUGGUAUAUCAAUCGGUAAAAUUGCUUUGAGAUAUAGUCCCAAUGUAGAACAAAUAGUUAAUGAAAUUUUUAAUUAUUUUGAAUCUGAUAUUCGUGAAAAAUUAGAAGAUGUUUUAAGUUAUAUUCACACGAAAAUUAAUGAUUUAACCGAUGAUAUUCAACGUAUUUUCCGUUAUACAGAUCAAAUUUUAGUUGUUUUACAAUUUUUGUUUCAAUAUUUAGAAGAAUAUUUGCGUAUUUAUGGUUCAAAUCAGACUAUGAAUAUAAACUUUUGUGAUGUUAAACCCAACGCUUUGUUACGUUCGAUUUUCACUAAUAAAGAUAAAGUUCUAAAAUUUAUAUUCAUUAUAAAAACUAUGGAUAAAACAUUUAUUGAUGAAAUUAUAGAAUCAUUUCGAGAAUGGAUUCAAUUUUGUAUGCAAAAAUUUUGGAGUAAAUAUCGAAAAAUGAUGAAUGAAAUCAGUGAAUCUAUCCAAAAUGAUUGUCCAAUUUGUAAAGGUGUAUAUUAUUCUGUAGUUUAGUACAAAUAUAUUUUUCGUAAUCAAACUUUUUGUAGAGAAUAUUCCGUCUAUAUUACACAAAGUCAAGAUUUCACUUAACAACUAAUUAAAUAAAAUUCAAUUAAUUUCAUACAGAUAGUUUAUUUUCCACGUGCUAGGAUGGAAGUAAUACUUUCUCACCCGCGAAAUUAUAGUUAGUCUGAUAUAAUUUAAAACACAAAAAUAAUUAUGUCUUAACGAAACAAAUUCACAAAUUAGUACUAACAAAGUGUCUUAAUUCAAUAGGUCUAAUCGAAUUUUUAAUAGUAGUUAGUCUAAAAGAGAAACUAUUUUAAUAUUAUUCGAGCAAAUCCAUUACUAUGUACUUCGAAAAAAAUGUUUGUUGUGCCUUUCAUUACAUAUCAAUCGUAUUUUAUAGAAAUAUUUUAUAGACAUUAAUUUAUCUAACA
Molecule: messenger RNA, 2803 nt
Organism: Chrysoperla carnea
Lineage: Eukaryota; Metazoa; Arthropoda; Insecta; Neuroptera; Chrysopidae
Exons: 10
Coding region: 216-2375 (719 amino acids)
Source: RefSeq, a predicted model, not a curated record